AUGGCCACUGCGCAGCAUGGCCGAGAACUUCAUAGUUUUAUUUUAGAUGAGCAGAAGACUACAGUCGCGUUAUCUCGAGCCAAGCAAGGGAAGGUUAUCAUUGGCGAUGAGGACGUUUUGGGAUCUGGUCCCAUCUGGGAGAGGUACCUCACCUAUUUUUCAGAUAUUACGGUACCUCUCAGCACCUUCAGACGGUGGGUCGGCAAGCGCCGCCAGGGAAACCGACGGACUACCCGCCCUUCCAAUCGGACCAAGUAUAUCUGCGUAGCCCCUCAGCCAACUGGACGACGUCGUCGCCAUGGCUAA
Messenger RNA from Enterobius vermicularis (human pinworm), 306 nucleotides. Lineage: Eukaryota; Metazoa; Nematoda; Chromadorea; Rhabditida; Oxyuridae. The record is from the annotation of a GenBank genome assembly.